AUGAGAAGCAUCACGAUAUCGAGCAGCAAUGAGUUUAUUGAUUUGAUGAAGAUCAAAGUCGCAGCUCGUCACAUCUCUUACCGAACUCUCUUCCACACAAUCUUAAUCCUCGCUUUCUUGUUGCCUUUCGUCUUCAUCCUAACCGCUGUUGUUACCCUUGAAGGUGUCAACAAGUGCUCCUCCAUUGAUUGUUUAGGGAGGCGGUUAGGACCACGUCUUCUUGGUAGGAUAGAUGAUUCAGAGCAGAGACUAGUUAGAGACUUUUACAAAAUUCUAAACGAAGUAAGCACUCAAGAUAUUCCAGAUGGUUUAAAGCUUCCAGAUUCUUUUAGUCAACUUGUUUCGGAUAUGAAGAACAACCACUACGAUGCAAAAACGUUUUCCCUCGUGCUUCGAGCCAUGAUAGAGAAGUUUGAAAGGGAUAUAAGGGAAUCUAAAUUUGCGGAGCUUAUGAACAAACACUUUGCAGCAAGUUCGAUUCCGAAAGGAAUCCACUGUCUCUCUUUAAGGCUAACCGAUGAAUAUUCCUCCAACGCUCAUGCUCGGAGACAGCUUCCUUCCCCGGAGUUUCUCCCUCUUCUCUCAGAUAACGCCUAUCACCAUUUUAUUCUCGCUACAGACAAUAUCUUGGCUGCAUCGGUUGUGGUCUCAUCCGCUGUUCAGUCAUCUUCAAAACCUGAGAAAAUUGUCUUCCAUGUUAUCACAGACAAGAAAACCUAUGCGGGUAUGCAUUCUUGGUUUGCGCUUAAUUCAGUCGCUCCUGCGAUCGUUGAAGUCAAAAGUGUUCAUCAGUUCGACUGGUUAACAAGAGAGAAUGUUCCGGUUCUCGAAGCUGUGGAAAGCCAUAACGCUAUCAGAAAUUAUUACCAUGGGAAUCAUAUCGCUGGUGCAAACCUCAGCGAAACAACUCCUCGAACAUUUGCUUCGAAACUGCAGUCAAGAAGUCCCAAAUACAUAUCUUUACUCAACCAUCUUAGGAUCUAUCUACCAGAGCUUUUUCCGAACUUAGACAAGGUAGUGUUCUUAGAUGAUGAUAUUGUGAUUCAGCGAGAUUUAUCUCCGCUCUGGGAUAUUGACCUUAACGGGAAGGUUAAUGGAGCUGUGGAGACUUGUCGAGGAGAAGACGAAUGGGUUAUGUCAAAGCGUCUUAGGAACUACUUCAAUUUCUCUCACCCGCUCAUUGCAAAACAUUUGGAUCCCGAAGAAUGUGCUUGGGCUUAUGGAAUGAACAUCUUCGAUCUACGGACUUGGAGGAAGACAAAUAUCAGAGAAACUUAUCAUUCUUGGCUUAAAGAGAAUCUGAAGUCGAAUCUAACGAUGUGGAAACUGGGGACAUUGCCUCCAGCUCUAAUUGCAUUUAAAGGUCAUGUUCAGGCAAUAGAUUCGUCUUGGCAUAUGCUUGGAUUAGGUUAUCAGAGCAAGACCAACUUAGAAAGUGUGAAGAAAGCUGCAGUGAUUCACUACAAUGGCCAAUCAAAGCCGUGGCUCGAGAUAGGUUUCGAGCAUCUCAGGCCAUUCUGGACGAAAUAUGUUAACUAUUCCAAUGAUUUCGUUAAGAAUUGUCAUAUCUUGGAAUAG
Molecule: messenger RNA, 1578 nt
Organism: Thlaspi arvense
Lineage: Eukaryota; Viridiplantae; Streptophyta; Magnoliopsida; Brassicales; Brassicaceae
Source: the annotation of a GenBank genome assembly